Monascus purpureus is the source of this 1771-nucleotide messenger RNA. Lineage: Eukaryota; Fungi; Ascomycota; Eurotiomycetes; Eurotiales; Aspergillaceae. The record is from the annotation of a GenBank genome assembly.
GGACAGAUCGCCACUGCUUACAGUCUCCCCUUUUCCUCGCCUCUUCCCUUCAUCUUGCAAACGAUUCAUCUCUCUCGCGGCAUCAAUGCGGCCUUUGGCCUUUUCGCAUUACAGACAGGCUCGCUGAGAAGACAGGACAAGCCGAGGAAACUUCCAGGCUACGACUGCCAAGGAGCCCCGGCCGCUCAAGCAGGUCAAUCAACCAUGCUGACAUGAUUUUUCCAAGUCCAUAACUAUUAUAUACCAGUCUUUCGUUAACUGCACAUAAGUCAGCAUUCUGUAUAUUUGUUUGGUUUUUUUUAUCUUGUUCUUUACCCUAGUCCAGCCAAAUCGAUCUCCGCGAACUCCCCAGCCAUGCUCUUUGGCCCCCGCAGAACGCGCAAUCCCCGCCGUCGCACUCAAACGAAAGCCAUCAUCUUCACCAUUCUGGUCAUCUAUGCGCUUUAUUUCCUGUUCUUCUCAGACUCCCAAUCUGCCCGGCAGCUGGGAGUGUCCGAUGAUAAGGCCGCCUACGCUGGAUCUAGAGAUCGCGCAAAACAAGAUGCGCGGGAGCGUCCCGCGGUGCGAAGGCGCAGGGAUAUGGUCUUGGCCAGUAUGAAACGGGAUAAUACGUCGUGGUUGUUCGAGGAAUUUCCCGAGUGGCAUAAGAGUAUCUAUGUAGUGGACGAUAAGAACGCGGAGUUGACCGUGCAGACAAAUAAGGGGAGGGAGUCGAUGGUGUAUUUGACGUAUAUAAUCGACAACUAUUACCAUCUCCCGGAUGUAAUGCUCUUCAUCCACCCCGAACGAUACCAAUGGCACAACGACGAUCCCUACUACGACGGCCUCCGAAUGCUCAAGAACCUCCAGAUACCCUAUAUACAGGAACAGGGCUAUGUGAACCUCCGCUGUGUCUGGAUCCUGGGAUGUCCGGCCGAAAUCCACCCGCUCUCCGAUCUACACCGCGAAGACGUCCACGCAGGCGAAUACUUCAAGACGGGAUUCAUGGAGCUCUUCCCCGGCGCCACCGUACCCGAAGAAGUCGGCGCAUCAUGCUGCGCACAGUUCGGCGUGACACGGGAGAAAGUCCUGGAACGGCCGAAGAGCGAUUACGAACGAUUCCAGAAAUGGCUGCUAGAGACGCCUUUAAAGGAUGAUUUGAGCGGGAGGAUAAUGGAGUAUUCAUGGCAUAUGAUCUUCGGAAAAGGCCCAGUCCACUGCCCCAAAGCCGAGGAGUGCUACUGCAAGGUCUUCAACCAGUGCAAUCUCACCUGCCACGAAGAUGGAGGUUGCGUAGGCCGCUACUCUCUCCCUCCUUACUCCACUCUACCCAAGGGAUGGCCAUACAUCGGCUGGCAUGGACAGGAACAGGAUCCGAACUCGGACCAGCUCCCUGAGAUAUGAUAAUGUGAUAUUUAAUUUUUUUUUGGUUUAUUUUUUUGUCUAUUCGAUGAUUUGGGGACAAUGGCGCCCCAAGGACGGAAGUUUCUCCGUCUCUUUCUCCAUCUGCAUUUUCUUUACAUCUACUUCAUCUAGUACGGCUGUUCCAUAAAUAUUGAGCAUAGUAUACUUACAUUAGCUUCCCAACUGUCAAUCAAACUCAUGAGGACUUUUCCUUUUUGAAUGCGGAAAGCACGCUUAUUUUGUUAUAAUUCAUUGGUGUUCAGAUUUCUGGGUUGUUUGAUAUCAUAGAUGGAUAGAAUUUUAUGAUGUAUAUAUGCUUGUUGAUAUUGAUGUGAUGAAUUCUAUGUUCAUGAUUUUCUCUUCAAUCAAUGCCUAAUUUAAUCCUCGG